AUCUGCGUACGUAUAAGAACCCUUUGCCAAAAUCCAGUUCACAUACGCCUGCAUGUCAGAGAGACGCUUUGGAUAUUUCUAACAUGGACAUGGACGCGGUUGCAGCGAAGAUGCUGUCCGAGUGGAAGAGCUGUGAGGGCGCUUUUGGAGAAGGGGACUCGCUCCAGUCCGACUCGCCGGUGUCCUCGAUGGACUCCAUGUGUUCCUCGCCGGAGAUGGGCUACUCCAGCGGGCAUCACCGGGACGACGAGGAUUUCUCGUUUGGCUUCGGGGGAGGCAGUUCGGCUCUGGCGGCUCAGCGGCAGAGCAAACCCAAGAUGUCCACCAAGAGACGCAUGAAGGCCAGCGAGAGGGAGAAGAUGCGCAUGAGGAGUCUCGCGGAGGCUCUGCACCAUCUCCGCGACUACCUGCCGCCCGACUACAGCAAGAGAGGCCAGCCCCUCACCAAGAUACAGACCCUGAAAUACACCAUCGAGUACAUCAACAAGCUCUCAGACAUCCUGGGCCGCGCGUAACGGACGCGUCAUGGACCACUUUUACGCACUAGACUUAUCCUCCCCUGGACAUUUGGAUGGAUUGAUGGAGCUGGUUUUAUAUAUCUGAUGGACAGUGCCACAUCUUUAUGAAAACUCGAAUGUCAGUCAAUGUGGUUUUACCGUUUUUUUUUUUGUUGCCCUUCCCAUGAUGUAAAUAUUGUUAAACGGGCACUUGGCGAGUAUGUUUGGACAUGAAACUGUCCUUUGUUGAAAUUAUGAAUUCUGUGUUUGGAAACAAAGUUGAGAUGUAUAUGUUAAUGAAUAUGAAACACAGAGAAAUGAAAUAUCCUCAUGUUUGUGUUAUAAUGUAGAGAAACAUCAUAUUUAUUCAAACAAUCCUUAGAUAUGUGAUAGCUGUGUGGUUAUUGAGGUGUUGCUGUUUGUGUGAGCGAUAUGAAAUCAUGUGUGCUGUUGUUAAAUAAUAAAUAUUCGU
Platichthys flesus (European flounder) is the source of this 969-nucleotide messenger RNA. RefSeq names its product mesogenin 1 (gene msgn1). Gene Ontology annotation, molecular function: RNA polymerase II cis-regulatory region sequence-specific DNA binding; DNA-binding transcription factor activity, RNA polymerase II-specific; protein dimerization activity. Bases 84 to 515 code for a protein of 143 amino acids. Gene Ontology annotation, biological process: regulation of transcription by RNA polymerase II; mesoderm formation. NCBI's taxonomy places the organism in Eukaryota, Metazoa, Chordata, Actinopteri, Pleuronectiformes, Pleuronectidae. The transcript has a single exon. The record is from RefSeq and is a predicted model, not a curated record. Gene Ontology annotation, cellular component: nucleus.